This is a messenger RNA of Callithrix jacchus (white-tufted-ear marmoset), 7092 nucleotides long. The record is from RefSeq and is a predicted model, not a curated record. NCBI's taxonomy places the organism in Eukaryota, Metazoa, Chordata, Mammalia, Primates, Cebidae.
GAGUCCAGAGAGAAAGUGGACUCCAUGAACAGCUUCACUUCUCCUGCACCCUGUUGACGAAAGCCAAGGUCAGCCCAGAUUCUAGGAGUGGGAAAUAGACUCCACUUCUUGGUGGGGAAAGGUACAGAGUCACAUUUCCAAGGGCAUGGAUGUGAAGAGGGUUGGGGUCAUUUUUUUUUUUUUUUUGAGACAGUUUCACUCUUGUCACCCAGGCUGGAGUGCAAUAGUGUCAUCUCAACUCUGCAACCUUUGCCUCCCAGGUUCGAGCGAUUCUCCUGCCUCAGCCUCCUAAGUAGCUGGGAUUACAGGUGCCCGAUGCCACACCUGGCUAAUUUUUUUUUUGUGCAUGUGUGUAUUUUUAGUAGAGACGUGUUUCACCAUGUUGACUAGGCUGAUUUCAAACUCCUGACUUGAGGUGAUCCACCCGUCUUGCUCUCCCAGUGUUGGGAUUACAGGUAUGAACCUUCGCUUCUGGCCAGAAACCUCUUUUUUUUUUUUUUUUUAAAUCAGUCUAACCCUGGAGCACCUUUCUGCUUUGGAAGUAAAACUGUCCAGGCUGUUAGACACAGACACCCCUCUCUUGGCUUCCUUCAAAUUACUGAAAACAAGCCCUGCCCCUCCCCUACCCAACCAACCUACCAAAGACUGGCCAGCUCAUGCUGUAGUCCCAAAACUUUUGAGGCCAAGGUGGGAGGAUUGCUUGAGCCUAGGAGGUCCAGGCUGCAGUGAGCUGUGAUCGCACCACUGUGCUCCAGCCUGGGUGACAGAGUGAGAGCCUGUCCUCCCAAAAAAUAAAAAUGAAAAAAAGUGCUUGUCUGAUGUGCUGAUGAAAAAUAAAAGCAGAUCCCUGGGGAAUGGCCCUGCCCCUCACUCCAGGGCCACAUCGGCUGUGCUUGCUGUCUGGGCUCUAGUUCUGCCACGAAUCAUCGGCUCUUUGAACAAGCCAGGCUCCCCCUCCCCCACGCCCUGUGCCUCCAGCUAACUCCUCCUUUACCUGGGUAACUCCUUUGUCUUGCUAUUUUUAAUUUUAAUUUUUUUUUGAGACAGUUUUGCUCUUGUUGCCCAGGCUGGAGUUCAGUGGCUCAAUCUUGGCUCACUGCAACCUUCACCUCCCGAGUUCAAGUGAUAUUUGUGCCUCAGCCUCCUGAGUAGCUGGGAUUACAGGCAUGUGCCACCACACCUGGCUAAUUUUCUAUUUUUAGUAGAGAUGGGGUUUCUCCAUGUUGGUCAGGCUGGUCUUGAAUUCCUGACCUCAGAUUUUCUGCUCACUUCAGCCUCCCAAAGUGCUGGGAUUACAGGUGCAAGCCACCGUGCCCGGCCUUUGUCUCUUUUUUAAUUCUACAAACAUUUAUUGAGCACCUACUGCAUGCCAGGUCUUAUUCUGGGAGCUGGGGAUACAGCAGUAAAUAAGAUAGGCAAGUCCCCAUCCUUGAGGAGCUCACAGCUUGACAUUCCUUCUCAAAGUGGUUAAGCCCCCAGGAUGCUGCAGCCUCAUGGGUUGAGUCUGAAGCUCUGCCACGUAACUAGCUGUGGGCAAACAUUUAGCACCUAAACUCUCAGCUGGGCACAGUGGCUCACCCAUGUAAUCCCAGCACUUUGAGAGGCUGAGGCAAGUGAAUCACUUGAGGCCAGGAGUUGGAGACCAGCCUGUCCAACAUAGUGAAACCCCAUCUCUAUUGAAAAUACAAACAGUUGGGUGUAGUGGUGGCUGCCUGUAAUCUCAGCUACCUGGGAGGAUGAGGCAGGAGAAUCUCUUGAACCCAGAAGGCUGAGGUUGCAGUGAGCUGAGAUGGGGCCACUGCACUCUAGCCUGGGGCACAGAGUAAGACUGUCUCAAAAGUAGGUUCUCCUUGGUGCUCACCAUCAUUCUCCAGAUCUCAGUUGUCCCCUUUUCUAGGAAGCCCUCUCUGAUUGCCGCAGGGUGACUGAACCUAUUCUGGAAUCCCACAGCUUUUGGGCUUCCUCAUGCCGGCCCUGAACACUCUGGGCUGUAGCUCUUUGGUAAUGGGUAUUGUCCCCCACUGGACAGGGAGCCUGGUGAGGGCAGGGACCAGGGCUUUCCUGAUCCCUGCUCUGUCCCAAAAUUCACCCAGCAGAGAAGUGUGCACGCAGCAGGCACUCAGUACACAUAUACUGAAGACCCGAGUGUCACCGACAGCUGCGGGGAACUGGGGCAAUCCGUGUGUUUCUCAGCCCAGCGUCGGCGGCUAAGGAAUUACUCGCCGAGGUCUGGAGGUCACGUGCCCUGCGAGCCUUGGAACCCGGGGGCCGGGUGGAACUCGGCGUAACAGAGCUCCCUGUGGUCGUGCCCCGUCUCAGAACCCGGUGCGGAAGACUCUCUCCUCGCACCAGGAGGGAAGGCGGGCGGACUCCCCCACCGGCGUGCCCGGGUCCCCCUGGGAUCCAUGAAUAACCAGGCGCGGACCCCCGCCCCCUCCUCGGCCCGGACCUCAACGUCGGUCCGGGCUUCUACCCCGACCCGGACACCGACUCCAGUCCGGACUCCGACCGCGGUCCGGAUUCGGACCCCCAUCCGGACUCUGACUCCGUCUCUGGCUGGGACUCCCGCUCUGGUCCCGACUCCCACUCCCGCCCGGAUCUCCCGUCUGGUCCCGACUCCUGCUCCGGCCCGGACCCCAACUCCGAUCCCGACUCUGGUUCGGACCCUGACUCCAGUCCCGCUCCCAGCCCCCGCCCGGAUCCCAGCGCCAGCCCCGGCCCCCGCCCCCGCCCCGGCCCCAGCCCCAUCCCCAGCUCUGGUCCCGGCCGGGAUUCGGGCCACGCUCCCCGUCUUGGACUCCUACCCGGCCUUGGCCCUACCUUGGGAUCCGCCCCCGGAACCUGUUCCGGAGCCGCUUGUGUCAGUGUCAUCCGAGGAGGACCCUGAGCCGGCCCCGAGCCUGAAGCUUGUCCCGUCGGUCUCUGGCGAGACUGGGCCCGCCCCGGGGCCCCUUCCCGCGUGCACCCCGCUGGCCACGAAUCCACCCGAGCCCACGCUGGACUUCACGGCAGACUCGUCGGCCACUGAGCUGGCGGUUCCCACCAUUCCCGGCUCUGUCCCUGCGCCUAUCCUGGGGACCAUCCCGUUGGCCGCCUCCUUACUGAAUUCUACUGAAAGCUUCCUCUCCGCCAGUGAGAACUUCGCGCUGGACAAGAGGGUCCCUAUUCGAGUGACCUACUGUGGCCUCUGAAGCUAUAGCCUUCGGUACAUUCUACUGAAAAAGAGCCUGGAGCAGCGAUUUCCAGAUUGCCUACUCUUUGAGGAGGACAGAGCUGCUCAGGCUACAGGGGAUUUUGAAGUGUUUGUAGAUGGGAGACUGGUCCAUUCUAAGAAGAGGGGUGAUGGCUUUGUGGAUGAGGCCAGCCUGCAGAAAAUUGUGAGCGUUAUUGAUGAGGAGAUCAAGAAAAGGUAGCCGGCAAGGGGUGGAGCUGGAGGAACCUCAGCAGGAUGAUGAGAAGGACUGAAAUGUUGCUAAGUGAGGUCCUUUUCUGAUGGUGGCUGGGGCUGGGGUGAGCUCAGGGAAGGGGAAGAGGAGAAUACAUACAGAGUCUGCCCCACUGUGUCCGGUCUGUGUCUGCCGUUGCCACACUCACCGCGGAGGUCAGUGGAAGUCACCUGCUGCACUGCUCCCAGCAUCUCUGAUAUUCUGGCCCCAGGGGCGGGAGGGACAGGGAGCUUGCAAUAUGAAGCUAGUCCUGUGGCUCCAGCCCUCCAUCUGCCUCAGCUCCUCUUGCUGCUGAGGCUGCUUUGUUUCUUUUGUGGCUUUGUCAUUUCCCAUGCCCUGGUUCCAGAUACAUUUUGAAAACUUUCCAUCUUAUUGGCAUUUUCAGGGGUUAUGAGGGAAACAGGGAUGGUGGUUAGUCUCAAACCCUUGACACUCCAAACUCAUUUGUGCUCCAGGACCCACUUUCUAAACCUGUAAGAUCUAUGUUCCAGCCUGGGCAACCUAGUGAGACCCCAACUCUACAACAAAUACAAAAUUAGCCAGGUAUGGUGGUGUGUGCCUGUGGUCCCAGCUACUUGGGAGGCUGAAGCAGGAGGAUGGCUUGAGCCCGGGAGGCUGCAGUGAUCCAUGAUCAUGCCACUGCACUGUAGCCUGGGCAACAGAAUGAGACCUGUUUCAAAAAAAAGAAAAAAGAAAAAAUUUAAACUAUAGGUUUUAGAAUCCCAGUGUGGUAGAGAGUGUCUCUGUGACCUGGGGCAGGGGGAGAGACAUUUUCACAUUGAGUGGACAUUUAUGGGCGCUCUACUCUGCACCUGCCAUGGUGGGUUCAGUGGUCACAUGCCAGGAGGUCAAGGGCACAAGCAAGGGGACUCAGACUUUACCACUUAAUUGCUGUGUGACCACAAACAAGGGAUGCCACCUCUCUGAGUCUCAAUUUCCUCCUCCAUAAAAUUGACAUCAUAGCACUAUUCAACUCAUGGAAUUUUUGUAAUAAUUAUGCCUGGGAAGGGAUUAGCAGAAGGCUUAUUACAGAAUUAGUAGGUUUCAGUUAGUAGUAGAUUUUAGUUAGAAAACACAAAUUCUUUUUUUUUUUUUAGAUGGAGUCUGGUUCUGUCACCCAGGUUGGUGUGCAAUAGUGCAAUCUUGGCUCACUGCAACCUCCACUUCCUGGGUUCAAGCGAUUCACCUGCCUCAGCCUCCUGAGUAGCUGAGAUUAUAGGCAUAUGCCACCACACUCAGCUUAUUUUUGUAUUUUUAAUAGAGAUGGGGUUUCACCUUGUUGGACAGGCUGGUCUCAAACGUCUGACCUCAACUGAUCUGUUCACCUAAGCCUUUUAAAGUGCUGGGAUUACAGGCGUGAGCCACCUCGCUGGGUCUGAUCUUAACACCUCACAGGAUAAUAUGCUGGCCCUGUACAAUGAUAUGCUGGUAAGAGUCUGUGAGCAGGGUGCCUGAUAAGACUGAGUGCUGGAGGGUAGGGGUAAGUCCCAGAACAUAUAUGGAGUUUGUCUCAGUGAAAUCUGUGUCAAGUGGUAUAAAAUAUGAGAUGAUAUUUCCUAUGUGACAUAUACUUUCCGCCCCCUACAGUUAAGAAAAACACUUAGCAGAGAUUCGCUUUUUUUUUUUUGAGACAGUCUGACUCUGUUGCCCAGGCUGGAGUGCAAUGGCACAAUCUCAGCUCACUGCAAUCUCUGCCUCCUGGGUUGAAGCGAUUCUCCUGCCUCAGUCUCCCGGGUAGCUGGGAUUACAGGUGUGAGCCACUAUGCCUAGUUAAUUUUUUGUAUCUUUAGUAGAGAUGGGUUUUUACCGUGUCAGGCCAGGCUGGUCUCGAAUUCCUGACCUUGUGAUCCACCUGCCUCGGCCUCCCAAAGUGCUGGGAUUAUAGGCGUGAGCGACUUGCCCGGACUAAAUUAUUUAAAAAAUAUUCUUAACAACAACAACAAAAAACAAACAAAAAAUAUUUUUUUCUAUUUCUUUUUUUUUUCCAGUAGCUCAUCAGAAUCAGGUGGAAUAACAAAAAAUAUUUUUAAUGCAAAAUUGAGGUAGUGGGAAGGUAAGGGAACUCCUGGAGUCCAGAAAUCUUAUGGAAAUAUAAAUCCAGAGGUGGCUGGUGUUGGAGAUAGUGCUUGUGAGGAAAUCUGCUAAUUUUGAUGGCGAGGAACCUGCAUGACUCAAAAUGUGAAGGGAAAAGACAGAACCCAAACCCAAGCAGGAUAAGAUGCCAGAAUGGAGACCAUGUGGCUGAACCCCAGGAGGCAGUACCCUCCAGUGGGUAGGUUGGGAAAAAAAUGCCCCUACCACAGAGGUAGGCAGUGGGGGUAGUCUCCCCCUUGUUAGUGAGCAAAUGAUUGAAAGAAAGCCUUCUGUUAAUAAGCCUGCACUCACACAAAUGUGGGACCUAAAUUCCUGCCAUCUGACAAGUCUGAAAUUUCAUCUAAUGUCUGGUUAGGAAUGUUCCCAAGUACAUGGCAAGAUUAAACAGAAGUCAGCUAAGAAGAUGCUGAACCAAUUCUCAAGUAGUUCCCAAAGAUAAAGUUCUGAGCAACAUGAAUUAGCUAUUCAAAGGAGCUGGGCAUGGUGGCUCACACCUGUAAUCCCAGCACUUAGGGAGGUGGAGGUAGCAGGAUGGCUUGAGGCCAGCAGUUCAAGACUGGCCCGGGCAACACAGGGAGACCCUGUCUCUACAAUACAAAAAUUAGCCCAGCGUGGUGGCAUGUGCCUGCAGUCCCAGCUACUCAGAAAACUUGAGGCUGGAGGAUUGCUUGAGCCCAGGAGGUCGAGGCUGCAGUGAGCCGUGGUUGUGCCACUCCACUCCAGCCUGGGUGACAGAUUGAGACCUUGUUUCAAAGAAAGAAAAAAAAAUUGUUAACAUCAAAAUCAUUAAGGUAAAAAACAGUAUUAGAUAUUGUCAGAUAGUAGAGAAUUUGGUUGGCCAUUGUGUCCAGUUGCUGGGACUCUUUAAAUCCUUGGCAUUUCCCAAGUGACAGAGGUGUCAGUGUUAACAUGGUGGGCCCCUUGGGCCAUACUUGAUAGUUUAGACUCGAAAGGUGACUAACAGUGCACUUCUUGUUUAUGGUAAUGAGUCAGAAUGAUGGCUGUCAGUGCCAGAAGAGCCACUAUGAGAUUAUGAGAAAACUGGACUUUGAACUGUGGUAUCAACUUGACAGUCUGGGAGCGGGAGGAAGCUGGAGAUUGAGUUCAGUUCCAUGACCAAUGAUCCAGUCAAUCACACCUGCAUAAUACAACCCCAGUAGGUUGGGCACGGUGGCUCAUGCCUGUAAUCCCAGUACUGUGAGAGGUUGAGGUGGGCGGAUUACCUGAGGUCAGGAGUUUGAGACCAGCCUGGCCAGUAGAGCCCCGUCUCUAUUAAAAAUAAAAAAAUUAGCCGGGUGUGAUGGUGCACAUCUGUAAUCCCAGCUACUUGGGAGGAUUGAGUCAGGAGAAUCACUUGACCCUGGGAGGUGGAGGCUGCAGUGAGCCGAGAUCUCACUACUGCAUUCCAGCCUGGGCAACAGAGGGGAGCUCUGUCUCAAAAAAAAAAAAAAAAAAAAAAAAAACGAGGAAGAAGAAAAAUACCCCUUAUACAUAAAUCUCUCCAUAUAUAACUGAAAAAAACUCAAGAUGCUGAUAGAGGUAUAUGCUACUU